ACUGAUGAUUUGGAAUGGGCUUUUGCAAUUCGCAGGGCUUCAGUGACCGAGAGAAGCGCAGUCUCAGUUGAAUGGCCCUCCUGAAACCUGACUGUUUAGCAUCCAGUUUGUCGUUCUGUGAAAGAAACAGUGAGACUUGGUUGAAGACAACUCGUUCAAGUGUUUUCGCUAUGAACGGAAGGAGAGAGACAGGUCUGUAGUUUUCUAUAAGAGAAGUGUUUAAUGUAGGUUUUUUGAGCAGUGGGGUUACCCGAGCCUGCUUGAACGCAAUGGGGAAGUUACCUGUGAGUAGGGAUGUGUUGAUGAUGUGUGUGAGUGCAGGUAAGAGUGUGGGUGAGAUUGCUUGGAGAAGGUGUGAGGGGAUUGGGUCAAGAGGACAUGUUGUAGGAUGGUUGGAGAGGAGAAGCUUGGAUACUUCAGCUUCAGUGAGUGGACAGAAAGAAAAGAUGGGAGUUUUAGCAGUGGAUGUGGUAGGGUGAGGGUCCUGUGCGUGGAGGUGAAAACUGACCACUGAUUAUGUGCAAAAUAUAUGUUGAUACCUUCUCUAGAGCACAAAAGAAAAUGAAAAUGCAGAAGAAAUUGUGGAAUUAUUUUUAAGUGUAAUGCAAUAUAAACAUAACCCUUGUCUAAACGAAUUUACUGUAUUUAGUGUUAAUCAUAAAGUUAAAGCCAUUUUGUAAUAAACCAAGAAUUAUUUGGAGAUGCAAGGAAAUGCAGUGAAAGUACAUUUGAAGUACUGUAUUACAUACUGAUUUAAAAAAAAAAAAUGUAUAGCCUGAAUGCACUGUCUAUGGAGCGAAUUUUGUGCCAAUAUUCAUCAAACAAAUCCAGCGUUUUGCAAAUAAACACGAUCUGCUUUGCAAAGGAACACUCGGCUCGCAAACAAACAGAAAGCAAUUUGCAAAUACAAAAGUCAGUUUGAGCGCAAACCCAGUAGUGCUCACAAAUAAAGGUAAUGUGUUUUACCAAUCUAAAUAAAUGGACCCCGCAUCAUAUUUCACAAAUAAAUACAGUCCAUCCUACAAAUUGCAUUUAACCCUUGAACAAAUAACAAAUGUAGUGCAUACAAAUGCAUACCUGUCUGUUACGGUUGCGAGAGACACGCCCUCGUACGAGAGUCUCGACUUGAUUUUCUCACAAAUGCAUUUUAGGCGGAUUUUCUCACAAAAGCAGUGGCGCAACUUCCUCUUCCAAGACAGCAGAUGGCGCUUUGGGUCAAUUUACCUUAAUCUCCUGGGGGAAGCCCUGAAAUGAGUGAGCUGACAAAAAUGAGCGGUGAACAGCCCAUCUCCCAGGUGGUUUCCACAAUGCUGGAGAGACUUCAGUCUCGACUUAUCCACGUUCUCAGUCGGCAGCCUCUGGACCUAGACUACUUACAGUUUAUAUGCACCCAGGAGAUGGUGUUGUGUAGUGCAUUUUCUGAACAGAUUUCUCUACCUGAGAGUAUUAUGGAUGGUCUCACACACCUGUACAGACUAGUUACCCAGCACAAAUCAAAUCAAGUCCUGGAAGUGUUCGUUGAAGUCAGUCACGGAGCAGCAGGACGUCCACGCUUUCAAGUGUCCCAAGAUUACCUUGUGCAUCUUCUUCAUCAAGGUCUCAAAGUUUCCUGGAUUGCCAGUCUUCUCGGAGUGUCUAGGCGGACAGUUUAUAGAAGAAUGGCAGAGUUAAACAUAACUGUUAGAGGGCUAUACAGUACUUUAUCUGAUUCAGAACUUGAUAACCUCAUUGCAGAAAUAAAAGAAGACAUGCCACAUGCAGGUUAUCGGCUUGUUAAGGGGACUUUGCAAGCCAGGGGUCAUCGGGUGCAGUGGGAGAGAGUGAAGGCCUCAAUGCAUCGCGUUGACACCAUUGGGAUCCUGUCCCGUUUGAACAUGUUAGGGUGUGUUGUGCGCCGGAAAUACUCUGUCACUGGACCGAAAGCACUAGUACACGUCGAUACAAACCACAAACUGAUCCGGUACAAUAUAGUCAUCUUUGGUGGCAUCGAUGGAUUUUCUAGAAAGAUCAUGUACCUAGGUGCAGCAAAUAACAACCUGUCAUCUACAGCCUUGGCCUUCUUCCAGCAGUCCAUUGAGCUGUAA
Messenger RNA from Onychostoma macrolepis, 2084 nucleotides. RefSeq lists its product as uncharacterized. The record is from RefSeq and is a predicted model, not a curated record. NCBI's taxonomy places the organism in Eukaryota, Metazoa, Chordata, Actinopteri, Cypriniformes, Cyprinidae. Bases 1251 to 2084 code for a protein of 277 amino acids. The transcript has 5 exons. Gene Ontology annotation, biological process: DNA recombination. Gene Ontology annotation, molecular function: DNA strand exchange activity; DNA binding.